Molecule: messenger RNA, 1926 nt
Organism: Beta vulgaris subsp. vulgaris (sugar beet)
Lineage: Eukaryota; Viridiplantae; Streptophyta; Magnoliopsida; Caryophyllales; Amaranthaceae
Product: enolase 1, chloroplastic
Exons: 7
Coding region: 173-1615 (480 amino acids)
Biological process (GO): glycolytic process
Cellular component (GO): phosphopyruvate hydratase complex
Molecular function (GO): phosphopyruvate hydratase activity; magnesium ion binding
Source: RefSeq, a predicted model, not a curated record
AAAUAAAACUCCCUACAAAAACCCCAAAGGCCAUAAGCCAUAACAAAUUAACAACAACAAUCUUUCCAGUUUCAACAACCACCAUCUUAGGCAUCUUUCUUUUCUUCCUCCUUCAACGAACAUCCCAAAGCACACCAAAAACAUAAUCAUAAACAUAAACAAAAAAAAAAACAUGUCAAUCUCUCUCCUCCCAAAACCCUUCCUCUCCACCCCUCUUCCACCUCCCAACACCGCCAUUUCUCGCGCACCACCACUCUCUCUCUCCAUCAAAUCCUCCGCCGCAACAACCACUUCGUCGCCGGUGAAGCUUACCAAAGAUCACACCAUUGAUUCAGUUAAGGCAAGGCAGAUCAUCGAUAGUCGUGGAAAUCCUACUGUUGAAGUCGACCUUUUUACCGGCGAUGGUAACCUUUAUCGUUCUGCUGUUCCUAGUGGUGCUUCUACUGGGAUCUAUGAAGCUCUUGAACUUCGUGAUGGUGAUAAGUCUGUUUAUGGUGGUAAAGGUGUUCUUCAAGCUGUUAACAAUAUUAAUCAUGUUUUGGGUCCCAAACUCAUUGGUGUUGAUGUUAGGGAUCAAGCUAAUGUUGAUGCCCUCAUGUUGGAGCUCGAUGGAACUCAAAACAAGUCCAAAUUGGGAGCUAAUGCUACGUUGGGUGUAUCUCUAAGUGUUUGUAGAGCGGGUGCAGGGGCCAAGAGAAUACCCUUGUACAAGCAUAUACAGGAAAUAUCCGGAACCAAGGAGCUUGUUAUGCCCGUGCCAGCAUUUAAUGUCAUAAACGGAGGGAGCCAUGCAGGCAAUAACUUGGCCAUGCAAGAAUUUAUGAUAUUACCAGUUGGCGCGUCAUCAUUUGCUGAAGCACUUCGCAUGGGUAGUGAAGUAUAUCACAUACUGAAGGGGAUUAUCAAAGCAAAGUAUGGUCAAGAUGCUUGUAAUGUAGGAGAUGAAGGUGGUUUUGCACCAAAUGUUCAAGAUAACCGUGAGGGAUUGAUCUUACUUAUGGAAGCAAUUGAAAAGGCUGGUUACACUGGCAAAAUCAAUAUUGGGAUGGAUGUUGCAGCUUCUGAGUUUUAUACCAAAGAUGGGAACUAUGAUUUGGAUUUCAAGAAACAGCCAAACGAUGGAUCUCAUGUGCAUACACCACAAGGUCUAUGCGACCUCUACAAAGAAUUUGUCAGAGAUUUUCCAAUUGUUUCAAUUGAAGAUCCAUUUGACCAAGAUGACUGGAACUCAUGGGCUUCACUACAAUCUUCAGUAGACAUCCAACUGGUAGGAGAUGAUCUGUUGGUGACCAAUCCAAAGAAAAUAGCUGAAGCGAUUCAGAAAAAGGCUUGCAAUGCACUACUUUUGAAGGUUAACCAAAUUGGUACUGUAACUGAAUCCAUUCAAGCUGCCUUGGACUCAAAAGCUGCUGGAUGGGGUGUUAUGGUCAGCCAUCGCAGUGGUGAAACGGAGGAUAAUUUCAUUGCAGAUCUUUCUGUUGGCUUGGCCAGUGGACAAAUCAAGACAGGUGCUCCUUGCCGCAGUGAGAGAUUAGCCAAAUAUAACCAGCUUUUGCGCAUUGAAGAGGAACUCGGAAGUGUACGCUAUGCUGGUGAAGCUUUUAGGUCACCAUAGAAAUGGAGAUAUGUCCACAAAUCAUUAAUAAAAUAGCCAGGUUGGGUUUUCAGUAUGCUUCAAGUUGAAGUUGUACUGCAGAGUUCUUUUGUAUCAACGCAGAGUGCAGAGCUCAGGAUGGGCAAGUCAAAUAUCAUGUAAUUUUGUCAUUUAAUUAAUUAGUCUGUGUCCAUUUAAUAGGCCAUCCUCAUUUUUGUGAAUUUUGUACGAAUUAGCCUGUGUAAGUCUUAAAUUGAGACAACUUUUUAUCCCUUUUUAACGCACUCUGAUUUGGUGUUUGGCUUUAAAGAAAAGAGAUUAAUUUUCUCCAA